Molecule: messenger RNA, 1344 nt
Organism: Tetranychus urticae (two-spotted spider mite)
Lineage: Eukaryota; Metazoa; Arthropoda; Arachnida; Trombidiformes; Tetranychidae
Gene: mRpL24
Product: mitochondrial ribosomal protein L24
Biological process (GO): translation
Cellular component (GO): ribosome
Molecular function (GO): structural constituent of ribosome; RNA binding
Source: RefSeq, a predicted model, not a curated record
CUUUUCCUUCCUUUAACCAAACAGCCGGUUACCAGUAACAAACCGACCUCUAAUAUUUUCGUGUAAGCUGAAUGAAAAAAACAACAACACCACAUUUUUAAGCGUUAACCAAGGAUUUACAUCUUUCGUGUUACUUAAGUGUUGUUUUCAUCGUUCUAUUUCGAUUGUUAAUCUAGAAAUAUCAAAGGCAAAGAUGAGAUUCAGUACUGUACUCAUGUGUUACAGCAAAUUGCCUAAAAGAUAUUCUAAUUUUCCAGAUAAGUACGUGAAAAAGCAAACAGAGUUCAUCCAAUGGGAAACCCCGAGAAGAGUGAACUACAAUCCUACCAAAAUAAGGUGGACUAGGUAUCCUUAUUAUGAUCGUUACCGAAGUUGGACUCAAGCUUUCCAAGCCAUGAAUAAACCUGGUGAACAGAAACCAAGGAUUUGGGUUGAACCAAUGGAGAGGUUUUAUGUGUUUAAUGGUGAUAGAGUGCAAGUUCUUCGUGGUAAAGAUAAAGGUAAACAAGGAGUUGUUAAAUACGUUGUAGAGGAAAGAAAUUGGGUUUUUGUCGAAGGAUUAAAUGCGGUCAGAACCAUUAGACAGAUGGCAGAAGAUAGUAAAUACGUUACUAUUGUAGAACAACCAUUGUUAGUUCCAAGGGAUGUUGCAUUGGUGGAUCCAUCCGACAAACAGCCUACAACUAUUAAAUGGAAAUACACUGAAACCGGUGAACUUGUUCGAGUAUCUGAUAGAACUGGUUACAUUAUAAUGAUACCCUUAGAAGCAUUCAAAACUUAUGAUUAUUUAACUCCAGAGCAAUAUAUUGAAUCACCAAAAGAUUCUAAUCUAGAAGAAACCACUAAAGUGACAUUUGAACCAGUCCUGAAAACCUUUGAGAUGGACAUAGCUGAUCAACAAGGAAUUAAAGAAGACCGGAUACCUCAUAAAACAUAUUGGUAUUAAGCUAAUACAUAACUCAGCGGAUGGUAACCGUUAGCUAUUUCAACCGAUAUUUUUGAUUAUUUGCACUAGUGCACUGACAAUGUUCAUUGUUAUGGCCACAAUCUGUCAAUGUUUCAUGGCUAAUAAUAGUAACAAAUGAGCAAUUAAAACAAAUGAUUUAGUCCAAAAUAAUUGCUAUUAUGUGUAUAAUGUUGCAUUUGUGCUGAUUAUCAGUUAAAAAUUAUCUAAAUUAAACAAUUCUAAAUUCAACUCUAUAACCCUAGAUAGUUCCGUUUUUACAAAGCUUUUUCAUGUUUCAUGAUGGUCAGAUAUCUCAAAUGCAAGUUUAGAUUGAAUUUGUUAUCGUUAUUAUCCAUGUAAUCGAUUGAUUUAAUAAAAAGUGUUCUUAAUCAUUAUCA